This is a messenger RNA of Gasterosteus aculeatus aculeatus (three-spined stickleback), 1809 nucleotides long. RefSeq lists its product as uncharacterized. NCBI's taxonomy places the organism in Eukaryota, Metazoa, Chordata, Actinopteri, Perciformes, Gasterosteidae. The record is from RefSeq and is a predicted model, not a curated record.
AUCAAUAAUCCUAUUUACUGUUAUCCUCGGUUUAUGACUGAGACAGGUAUUAAAGGAGCGCCUUUCGUUUUUUCCACCAUUCCAUCUCUGCGGUCUCAGGAUGUUCAAGUUUUUGCUGCUGUUCCUGACGCUGUCAGGCCUCCAAGCUGUUCCAAUUGCAGUCCUUCGAGGUUUGCAGAAGACGUCUUCAACCUACCAGCUCCCCGAUGGCUUUCGACAGGGCACCGAGCACACCGACGUCCGUAAACCCAUUCCGGACGGCUUCCAUCAGGGUACUGAGCCCUCCAGGAAUUUCCUUGUUGACCUCAACACUGGCCUAGUGCGGAAACGCAUCGGUGAGAUGAGCAGGAGAGUGGGUUCUAUGCAGCUUUCUCCAGCAAAGGGAUUUGGUGAGAUGGAGAGAAGACACUGGCUGACAGAUGAGGUCCCGGUUGAUGUUCCGACCCUGAAGAACGCUGGUGGUUGGGUCCGGGUAGAUGAACCUUCUGUUCCUCAUCUUCAAGAUGGUUUUCGACAGGGAACUGAACCCAUUAAGACUAUCCCAGAAGGUUUCCGACAGGGAACAGAACCCAUUAGGACUAUGCCAGAAGGUUUCAGACAGGGAACAGAACCCAUUAGGACUAUCCCAGAAGGUUUCAGACAGGGAACAGAACCCAUUAGGACUAUCCCAGAAGGUUUUAGACAGGGAACAGAACCCAUUAGGACUAUCCCAGAAGGUUUCAGACAGGGAACAGAACCCAUUAGGGCUAUCCCAGAAAGUUUCAGACAGGGAACAAAACUUGUAAAGUCCAGCCCAGAUAGCUUCAGACAAAGAACUGAACCCAUUAAGACUGUCUCAGAUGGUUUCAGACAGGGAACUGAACCCAUUAGGACUAUCCCAGAAGGUUUCAGACAGGGAACAGAACCCAUUAGGACUAUCCCAGAAGGUUUCAGACAGGGAACAGAACCCAUUAGGACUAUCCCAGAAGGUUUUAGACAGGGAACAGAACCCAUUAGGACUAUCCCAGAAGGUUUCAGACAGGGAACAGAACCCAUUAGGGCUAUCCCAGAAAGUUUCAGACAGGGAACAAAACUUGUAAAGUCCAGCCCAGAUAGCUUCAGACAAAGAACUGAACCCAUUAGGACUAUCCCAGAAGGUUUCAGACAGGGAACAGAACCCAUUAGGACUAUCCCAGAAGGUUUCAGACAGGGAACAGAACCCAUUAGGGCUAUCCCAGAAAGUUUCAGACAGGGAACAGAACCCAUUAGGACUAUCCCAGAAGGUUUCAGACAGGGAACAGAACCCAUUAGGGCUAUCCCAGAAGGUUUCAGGAAGGCACCUGAACCCUCCACGUGUGAGGGAGAGGUCAUCAACGGAAACUGCUAUGAGUUCAACCCUACGCUGCUGGCCUUCCAAGAUGCACAGGCCUUGUGCAGAUCUCUCGCCCCAAAUGCUGAGCUUGCAUCCGUUACCACUGGCGAUCUGCAAUCCCGUCUGGUCUACCUGGUGACCCAGGGUGGAGAGCGCAACCCUGUCCUGACCUGGCUGGGAGGCAGGGUCCAGAACCAGCAGCCAUCAUGGGUAGACGGGUCUGAGUGGCGCUACAGCGAGUGGAUGCCAGGUCACCCAAACCUUCACACGGAUAAACCGGUCUGCGUGGAGAUGUUCAAGAUGGGCGAGAGCUGGUGGACGGCCGCCGACUGUGAACUGAAGAGAGCGUCCAUCUGUUCGUACCAGAUCACUGCGUGAAAACCACAAAGAAACAGAGCAUGAAAUGAGUUGUUUCCUCGAAUACAUCUGUAUUCCCUCAAAUAAAAAAAUUGGCAAUA